Oppia nitens is the source of this 1362-nucleotide messenger RNA. RefSeq lists its product as uncharacterized. Gene Ontology annotation, molecular function: 7-dehydrocholesterol reductase activity. The coding region runs from base 1 to 1362 and encodes 453 amino acids. NCBI's taxonomy places the organism in Eukaryota, Metazoa, Arthropoda, Arachnida, Sarcoptiformes, Oppiidae. The record is from RefSeq and is a predicted model, not a curated record. Gene Ontology annotation, cellular component: endoplasmic reticulum membrane. The transcript is spliced from 6 exons. Gene Ontology annotation, biological process: brassinosteroid biosynthetic process; cholesterol biosynthetic process.
AUGACCAAUAAAUAUGAUUUGUUGUCUAAGCCAUCGCUGGCCAAUAGAUUAUAUAAUCGCUUGAUUCGUGAGACAAUAUAUCCGACAAUUGCUAUCUUAUUAUCGCCAAUAGUGGUAAUGAUGGCCACGUAUAUUGUGGUCAUCAAAAAUAGUUAUCUUAAGCGUGCACUUAUACCACUGACCACUACCGCAAAGCUAACAGUGCUCGAGGCUUAUCAUUCUAUCAAAUGGUCAGACCUAGAGUGCUGGUCAGUGGUGGGCGGACUUAUACUAUGGGGUAUAAUAUCGUUGCACUUUCCCGGACGCAAAUAUCACGGCCCGCCUACGCCUAAUGGCUACAGACCUGAAUACUGGCACUCGGGCUUUAAAUACUAUAUAAUCUCAAUGAUAAUAAUAUGCCCACUCAUAUGGAAAUACUCGGUAUUGCACUUGUAUUACAAAAUACCGAAUCUCAUGGCUAUACUUAUAUUAUUUGGCAUUAUAUUUGUAUUUAUUCUUUACUUAAAAGGUCUGGUAUUUCCCGAUCCGGGUGUGUGUGAUAUAACAAAGAAUCCGAUAUUUGAUUUCUAUUGGGGUAUCGAACUGUAUCCACAUUUGGGACCUUUUGUCAGUCUAAAGGUGCUGAUAGUGAGUCGCUUUGGUAUGUUUCUCUGGCAAUUGUUGGCACUGGUAGCCUGGAAAGCCAACUAUGAACUGUAUAUAGCCAGUUACAAUCGGGGUCAUAUCAAUUGGCCACUGACCACCAAUGUAUUGCUCACCAGUUUAUAUUUGGCGUUCAAGUUCUACACUGAAGACAAUUAUAUGCAGUCAUUUGAUGCCAUUCACGAUCGGUUCGGCUUUUACUUGGCCUGGGGUUCAAUUGCAUUUCUACCGGGUAUAUACUCACUGAGCAGUAUAUAUCUAGUCAAGCACUCACCUAUGGAACAGUUUGGCCUUUUGUCGGCACUGGUAGUAUUAUGUUUGGGUGCUAUAGCUAUUUACCUAACUUAUUGUGUGGACAGUCAGCGCUCUCAUUGUCGACAGACAAACGGAAAGUGCAAUAUUUGGGGACAACCGGCUAAAGUGAUACGUGCAACCUAUUUGGACAACUAUGGUAUCACAAAACGCACAGUUCUAUUAGCAUCGGGAUACUGGGGUAUAGCCCGACAUAUCAACUAUACGUUUGAAAUAUUGGCCACAUUUGCCAUAUGUUGUCCAUCACUGCUAACAAGUCCCAUACCGUAUAUCCAUUUGGCAACAGUUGUCGCAAUGCUUUUACACCGAACCCAUAGAGAUAACCAACGGUGCGCCAAAAAGUAUGGCUCGCAUUGGAAAGAGUAUUGUCAAAUGGUGUCAUAUAAAAUGAUACCUGGCUUAUUUUAA